AUGGUUGGUCUCAAGCUCCUGUCGUUGGCGCUCGCCACCAUUUUCUCGGUGGGCACCAACAGGGCAAGCGCAGCUGGCAGUGUAGCCACAGCCAACAAGGCAGACAGGGUGGAUUGCUCGGAGUCAAUGAACGCGGCCCGCAAACUUGUCGGCUUCGCCGACCUCACACUGGGAGAGGAAGGAAACGAAAAACUCCCAAUAGACCCCGCUGCUAAGGCCCGCACUGAGACCGUAGCCGCUUACGUGAAGUCAGUGUGCACGGCGUUAAAAAGUAAUGAAGCGUCUCCUCCAGGCGACCUCACUGGCACGUACGCUUACGCUGUUCAAGAAGGAACCAGUGCUAACUGCGAAGCCGCAGUGGACUACUGGAAGGCAGCCCUAUCCAAUUUCGACGGUCUGCCUCCUCAAUACACAGCAGAAACCAAACUGUACAAAACCCCUCAAAAUGUAUCCUUCAUUUCCCUAUUCAACCCGAAUGAAAACCCGAAAGUGGACUGCGCAUACUUCACUUGUCCAGCACAACAGGAUGAACCGAACGAGCCAGACGGCGCUAGUGUCCGCGAGAAAGAUUCAGAGCUGGAAGGUGAGGGUGAGAGCACGACGGACAAAGAAGUGAAGGCUCUUCUUUGCGUCACCACGCCGAAUGCCCUGACGACCAACAAAGCCCCAUACACGCAAGACCAAUGGGAUCAGAUCAACGCUGGGCUCAAAAAAAACUCUGCACCAGCAUUGCCUACGUUCCUUGGCUUUGCUGCUGCAGCAGUUGGCGUUGUUCUCUUUUGA
Eimeria mitis is the source of this 783-nucleotide messenger RNA. RefSeq names its product SAG family member. Bases 1 to 783 code for a protein of 260 amino acids. NCBI's taxonomy places the organism in Eukaryota, Apicomplexa, Conoidasida, Eucoccidiorida, Eimeriidae. The record is from RefSeq and is a predicted model, not a curated record. The transcript has 4 exons.